UAUUGCUCCAGCUAUCGAGGGAAGCUACUAUGGAUAAGGAGGCUGAGUGUGGGGAGUAGCCGCCUGGAUGGUUUGCUUUUAAGUCUGUCGUCAUUGGUUCAGCUUAAAGCCAUCUACUCUCAUCACUUUCAUCUCUGUCUUAUCUUUCGCCCCCCCGUGUUUAUACUGCCUGUGAAUGAGAUAUUUCUCAAGAUUCGAGGACUCAACGUACUUAUGUCAAAUGAACUAUAUACGACCCUAAACUCAUAAUCCUUGCUAAGAGUCACUUCGGAAGCAUAUACACAAUGGCUUCAUCAUCCUCAUCCUCAUUCUCAUCACCAUCCCCCUCCCCCUCCCCCUCCCCUUCCCCUUCCGCCCCGGAGCUCACAUUCACAAAAUUCCCAGAACUCCCGCCCGAGAUCCGGCACCAGAUCUGGCGCGCCGCCCUCCCGAUCCCGGGCAUCAACUUCUUCAACGUGCACAGCUUCCCGAACGACCACCCCGGCGCCAACCGGAGCACCUCCCCGCCGUGGCUGUACCUGGACCUGCGCCGCCUGUCCAUCGAGGACGAUGACGAUGAGGUGAGCCGGUACGACCCCUCGGCCUGGCAGGCCCGCGAGGCCCUGCGCCGCGUGUGCCGCGAGGCGCGCUUCGUGUGCGCGCUCCCGGAGUCCGAGACCGCUACCAUCACGCUGACCCGGCCUCGGCGCGGGUUAUACGUAAGGGCGGGCGACAACCAACUGAGGUACCUGUCGGUGUACGCGUGGCCGGCCGGGGCUACGAGAGAGCCCGAGCCGCUGGCGAAACGCAAGAUCUCGGUCCGCGCCGACGACGUCCUCUGCCUGUCCGUCGAGAACUGCAGCUUUAACCUGCCGCUGGAGGAGGCCCUGAUUAUAGACGGCAUCGAAAAUACCGAGGACGAUAACGCCGCGCUGUUCGGCUGGGUAUUUGACCCGCAAAUGACGCCGCCGCUACCGGCCGCCAUCCCUCGGUCGAGAAUAUGCUUUAGUAUGGUUCGGGGUGACAGGAGGACGCUUAGGGCCGCUACCAACGCGCUGCGGAGCAUAUUCACGUACGGCCAAGGCUCGUCCGCCGAAUCGUCCGCAGAAGAGAUGGCCGAAUCGCUGUCUCUGCUCAUGCUGGACGCGUAUAAGCAGGAUAUAACCGACCGUCUCAUUAAGCAGCUGGCGCGGAGGGACAAGGUGUUUUGGGAUCGCUUCGGCGACCGGUAUAUCACCCGCUUGUGGAAUUCGAGCGUUUUAUCUGCCAAGUACCGGCUUGUCAAGGUGUGUCCCGAAAACAGCAAUAUUAGGAAGAGGUACUUGCAGUCUGCGGUGCUACCGUCGCCUAAGAGACCUUUUAGCUCCUCGGCCUGAGAAUAUCCAUACCCACAGACGAAUGUUGCCACGUCGUCUACCGUAGCCACGUAAAUAUAUCAAUCGGUAAUGAAGGCGUUA
Molecule: messenger RNA, 1436 nt
Organism: Annulohypoxylon truncatum
Lineage: Eukaryota; Fungi; Ascomycota; Sordariomycetes; Xylariales; Hypoxylaceae
Exons: 1
Coding region: 285-1355 (356 amino acids)
Source: RefSeq, a predicted model, not a curated record